CUCUACCAUAAGCGUGCGUUCUCCAAACGUGAAAACACGACAUAUAAACGACUGGAGCACAAGUAGGAUUACUAUACCUAUAGAGUGCUUCAGCCAUGGCGGAUGCUGCGGCUCGGUCGCUUCAAUAUGAAUACAAAGCUAACUCCAACCUUGUAUUGCAAGUUGAUCGUUCUCUCAUUGACCGAAGAGCUCGAGAUGAAUCAACUGGUGAAGUUAUGUCCCUUGUGGGAAAGAUUACAGGCACAAGAAUGGGAGACAGGGCCCAGAAAACUAAACCACCACAGAUGGAGGAAAGAAAAAACAAACGGCGUAAGCGUGAUGAGGCUCAAAGAGACAUGAUAAAGAUGAAGGGCACGACACUGUUGUCCGAGGGUAUUGAUCAGAUGGUUGGAAUCCUGUACCGACCAAAGACGACAGAGACCAGACAGACAUAUGAGGUUCUACUGAGUUUCAUCCAGGCAGCCAUAGGAGAUCAGCCCCGGGAUGUGUUGUGUGGAGCAGCAGAUGAAGUUCUGGCUGUGCUGAAGAAUGACAGGAUGAAGGAUCGAGAACGGAAGAGAGAGGUGGAGGGCCUGCUGGGUAACAUGGCGGAGGAGAGGUUUGCUCUGCUGGUCAAUCUGGGGAAGAAGAUCACAGACUGGGGACAGGAAGAGAAGAGUCAAACAUCUGAAAACAUUGAUGAAACUUACGGUGUCAAUGUGCAGUUUGAAGAAUCAGAAGAUGAGGACACUGCAGACGUGUACGGGGAAGUCCAGGAGGAGGAGGAUGACCAGGAGAAUGAAGGGGAGGAGGCUGCGGUGGACGCCACUCUACAUGCAAAUAUAUCUGAGGAAUCUGGGGGCAAGUCAGAGGGCGGCUUGCAUCCAAGAGACAUUGACGCCUUUUGGAUUCAGCGUAAGCUCAGCAAGUAUUAUCCUGAUGACCCUACCACAGCUCAGACCAAGGCAAUGGAGGUGGUGGAAGUGUUGAAAAUUGCUGGCGAUGACCGUGAGUGUGAGACACAGCUUGUCAUCUUACUUGGUGUCAACCAGUUUGAGUUUAUCCGAGUUCUCCGCCAACACAGGCAGAUGAUUUUGUACUGCACACUGCUGGCGUCAGCUCAGAGCCAGUCAGAGAAGGCUCGUGUAGAAGAGAAGAUGCGUGCUGACUCAGAGUUGAAGCACAUUCUCAGCUCUCUGCAGGAGACUGACCGAGAGGAUAUCGUCAGUGAGGAAAGGACCCGUCGACAGCAGGCCAGACAAAACAGAGUAGCGGCCGAUAUAGAGGACAUGGAAAUAGAUGGCUAUGUGGACAUCGGACAGGUGGAGACUCUGGAUCUGGAGGAGCUGAUGUUCAGCCAAGGUAGUCACCUGAUGGCCAACAAGAGAUGCCAGCUGCCUGAUGGCUCCUACCGCAAACAGAGGAAAGGUUAUGAAGAAGUUCAUGUUCCUGCUCUGAAGCCCAAACCUUUUGAAACUGAUGAGUCUCUUGUUCCAAUUGACCGACUGCCUAAGUAUGCCCAACCUGCAUUUGAAGGUUUCAAAAGCUUGAACCGAAUCCAGAGUCGACUGUGUAAAGUUGCCAUGGAAUCGGACCAGAACAUCCUGCUCUCUGCUCCAACAGGAGCUGGUAAAACAAAUGUAGCCCUGCUGUGUAUCCUCAAGGAGAUUGGUAAUCAUGUCAACGAGGACCACACCAUCAACACAGACGACUUCAAGAUCGUGUAUGUUGCACCCAUGAGAUCCCUCGUACAGGAGAUGGUUGGGACAUUCUCUGAGAGACUGAAGUCGUAUGGCAUAAAGGUGGAUGAGUUGACGGGAGACCACCAGUUAACCAGAGAGCAAAUCUACCAGACACAGAUCAUUGUGUGCACUCCCGAGAAGUGGGACAUCAUCACACGGAAGGGUGGGGAGCGGACCUACACACAGCUUGUCAGGCUCAUGAUCUUUGAUGAGAUCCAUCUUCUCCAUGAUGACCGAGGUCCAGUUCUCGAGUCUUUAGUUGCCAGGACGAUCAGGAACAUAGAGACUACCCAGGAAGAUGUGCGACUUGUUGGACUAAGCGCCACUCUGCCAAACUUUGAAGAUGUUGCCACAUUCCUCCGUGUAGAUCCCAAGGAGGGCCUGUUCUUCUUUGACAACAGUUUCCGCCCUGUGCCGCUGGAGCAGCAGUUCAUUGGUAUCACAGAGAAGAAGGCUGUCAAGAGGUUCCAGCUCAUGAAUGACAUUGUGUAUGAGAAGGUCAUGGACCAUGCUGGCAAAAACCAGUUGCUUAUUUUUGUGCACUCAAGGAAAGAGACAGGGAAAACAGCGAGGGCGAUCCGAGACAUGUGUCUGGAGAAGGAUACUCUUGGAGUCUUCCUGAAGGAAGGAUCUGCCUCCACGGAGAUCCUCAGGUCUGAAGCAGAACAAGUCAAGAACCAUGAGCUGAGAGACCUCCUGCCUUAUGGGUUUGCCAUCCACCAUGCUGGUAUGAACAGAGUUGAUCGAGCACUUGUGGAGGAUCUGUUUGUUGACCGACAUAUACAAGUACUUGUGUCAACAUCGACCUUGGCGUGGGGUGUCAACCUCCCAGCACACACUGUCAUCAUCAAGGGAACACAAAUCUACAGUCCGGACAAGGGCCGAUGGGUGGAGCUCAGUGCUCUCGAUGUCAUGCAGAUGUUGGGCCGAGCAGGUCGUCCUCAGUAUGACACGAAGGGUGAAGGCAUUAUGAUCACCAACCACAGCGAGCUUCAGUACUACCUGUCCCUCAUGAACCAACAGCUUCCUAUUGAGAGCCAGUUUGUGAGUAAACUGGCAGACAACCUGAAUGCUGAGGUGGUUCUGGGCACUGUACAAAACAUGAAGGAGGCCAUCGACUGGAUCGGUUACACGUAUCUGUACAUCCGUAUGCUGCGUAACCCUCCGCUGUAUGGCAUCUCAGACGACAUGGUGAAGGAAGACCCACUGCUGCAGCAACGUCGCAAAGACCUCAUCCACACUGCCGCCACGCUGCUAGACAGACACAACAUAGUAAAGUAUGAGAAGAAAAUGGGCAACUUUCAGGUGACAGAACUGGGGCGAAUUGCCAGUCAGUACUACCUGACACAUGAGACCAUCGCCACUUACAACCAGCUGUUGAAGCCCACUCUGAGUGAGAUUGAGCUGUUCAGGGUGUUCUCCCUCUCUUCAGAGUUCAGGAACCUCACUGUCCGAGAGGAGGAGAAGCUUGAGCUGUUGAAGCUGCUGGAGAGAGUCCCGAUCCCCAUCAAAGAGAGCAUCGAGGAGCCCAGUGCCAAGGUGAACGUCCUGCUACAGGCCUACAUCUCCCAGCUGAAGCUUGAGGGACUAGCACUGAUGGCUGACAUGGUGUUCAUCACACAGUCGGCGGGUCGGAUCAGAUCUAUCUUUGAGAUUGUGCUUCACAGAGGCUGGGCCCAGCUUGCUGACAAGUGCCUAGCUCUCUGCAAGAUGGUGGACAAGAGGAUGUGGCAGUCAAUGUCUCCACUUCGUCAGUUCCGCAAGAUCCCAGAGGAGGCCAUCAAGAAGAUUGAGAAGAAGAACUUCCCUUUCGAACGUCUGUAUGAUCUGAACCACAAUGAGAUAGCUGAACUCAUCCGUAUGCCAAAGAUGGGAAAGACCAUUCACAAGUACAUCCACCAGUUCCCCAAGCUGGACUUGUCCGUCCACAUCCAGCCCAUCACGCGGUCCACCCUCCGUAUUGAGCUGACCAUCACACCAGACUUCCAGUGGGAGGAGAAACUGCACGGCGGCUCUGAGGCAUUCUGGAUCCUGAUUGAGGAUGUAGACAGCGAGGUUAUCCUGCACCACGAGUACUUCCUCCUGAAGAGCAAGUUUUCCCAAGAUGAACAUGUGGUGAAGUUCUUUGUGCCAGUGUUUGAGCCUCUUCCCCCACAGUACUUCAUCAGGGUUGUGUCAGACAAGUGGAUAGGGUGUGAGACUCAGCUGCCGGUGUCAUUCCGCCAUCUGAUCCUCCCUGAGAAGUACCCGCCCCCCACCGAGCUGCUGGACCUGCAGCCCCUCCCUGUCUCCGCCCUCCGGAACUCUGCGUUUGAGAGUCUCUACAGUGACAAGUUCCCCUUCUUCAACCCCAUACAGACACAAGUGUUCAACUCCAUCUACAACAGUGACGACAAUGUCUUCAUUGGAGCCCCUACUGGCAGUGGCAAGACCAUCUGUGGGGAGUUUGCCAUCCUGAGGAUGCUGUCCCAGACUCCUGACGGCCGAUGUGUGUACGUGGCCCCCAUGGAGGCUCUGGCACAACAGGUGUACAAUGACUGGUACAACAAGUUUGCUGUUCAGCUGGGGAAGAAAGUUGUCCUCCUGACUGGGGAGACUGGCACAGAUCUCAAGCUCCUUGCCAAGGGAAACAUUGUGAUCAGCACACCAGAGAAGUGGGAUGUGUUGUCACGGCGAUGGAAACAGAGGAAGAAUGUUCAGAAUGUGAAUUUGUUCAUUGUCGAUGAGCUGCACCUGAUUGGCUGGGAAGUCGGGCCGGUGCUGGAGGUAAUCUGUUCCAGGAUGAGGUACAUUUCCUCACAGUUAGAGAGGAACAUCCGAAUUGUGGCCUUAAGUUCGUCGCUCUCCAAUGCCAAGGAUGUAGCUCCGUGGUUGGGAUGUGGCACCACUGCCAUCUUCAACUUCCAUCCCAAUGUGAGACCUGUUCCUCUGGAGCUCCAUAUCCAGGGAUUUAACAUUUCUCACAAUGCCUCACGUAUCAUCGCAAUGGCCAAGCCAGCAUACCAAGCCAUUUUGAAGUACUCUCCCAGGAAGCCUGUGGUCUUGUUUGUGCCGUCCAGGAAGCAGACCAGACUGACAGCUAUAGACAUCCUCACGUUUGCAGCUGCUGACAUCACCCCAGGGCCUGACGAUAAGCCUCAGAGUCGCUUCCUCCAUGUUGUGGAGUCCGACCUGGAACCGUUCCUGGAGAAAGUGUCGGACAAGACACUGAAGGAGACUCUGACAAAUGGAGUUGCAUACCUGCAUGAGGGUCUGAAUGAGAUAGAGCGUAAAGUUGUGGAGCAGCUGUUUAACAGUGGGGCAAUCCAGGUUGUUGUGGCAUCUAGGAGUCUGGCAUGGGGCAUGAGCAUGGCUGCCCAUCUUACAGUUGUCAUGGACACACAGUACUACGAUGGAAAGACGCACUCGUAUGAAGACUACCCCAUCACAGAUGUGCUGCAGAUGGUGGGGAAGGCAAACCGGCCCCUGUCGGACAAGGAAGGCAAGGCCCUAAUCAUGUGCCAGAGUUCAAAGAAGGAGUUUUUCAAGAAGUUCCUGUAUGAACCGCUGCCUGUGGAGAGUCACUUGGACCACUGCCUUCACGACCACUUCAACGCAGAGAUCGUCACAAAGACUGUAGAGAACAAGCAGGAUGCUGUGGACUACCUGACAUGGACGUUCAUCUACCGGAGGAUGACCCAGAAUCCAAACUACUACAACCUCCAGGGUGUGUCUCAUCGUCACUUGUCAGACCACCUGUCUGAGCUGGUGGAAAACACAAUCAACAAUCUUGAACACUCCAAGUGUAUCAGUGUUGAGGAUGACAUGGAUGUGGCACCACUCAAUCUUGGCAUGAUCGCUGCAUACUACUACAUCAACUACACAACCAUAGAACUAUUCAGUAUGUCUCUAAACAGCAAGACUAAGAUCAAGGGUCUCAUUGAGAUUAUCUCAAAUGCUGCAGAAAAUGAAAACAUUCCAAUUCGGCAUGGUGAAGAUGCCAUCCUCAGACAGCUUGCUCCUCGCCUGCCCAACAAGGCCACAAACCCCAAGUUCAAUGACCCCCACGUGAAGACCAACCUGCUGCUUCAGGCUCACCUGUCUCGCAUGCAGCUCUCGGCCGAACUACAGUCCGACACGGAGGACAUCCUCAGCAAGGCUGUACGCUUGAUCCAGGCCUGUGUGGACGUGUUGAGUAGUAACGGAUGGCUGAGUCCUGCGCUGGCAGCCAUGGAGCUGGCACAGAUGGUCACUCAGGCCAUGUGGGGCAAGGACUCCUACCUCAAACAACUGCCACACUUCACUCCGGAGAUCAUCAAGAGAUGUCAGGAGAAGAAUAGUGAAACAAUUUUUGAUGUGAUGGAGAUGGAGGAUGAAGAUCGGAACCAGCUGCUGCAGCUGAGCGAGGCCGAGAUGGCAGAUGUGGCGCGGUUCUGCAACCGUUACCCCAACAUCGAACUGACGUAUGAGGUGCAGGACAAGGACCAGAUCCACAGUGGUUCCACUGUGAAUGUAGUUGUGACUCUUGAGAGAGAAGAUGAAGUGUCCGGGCCCGUCAUCGCUCCUUUCUUUCCUCAGAAACGUGAAGAGGGAUGGUGGGUAGUCAUUGGUGACCCGAAAAACAACUCCCUCCUAUCCAUCAAGCGCCUGACCCUGCAACAGAAGGCCAAGGUCAAGCUGGAUUUUGUGGCGCCCUCUGUUGGCCACUACAACUACGUGAUCUUCUUCAUGAGUGAUGCCUACAUGGGCUGUGACCAGGAGUACAAGUUCAACAUCUCCGUCCGGGAGGGAGUCAGUGGCAGUGAAGACAGCGACAGUGAUUAAGAAACUACUAUCACAUUAUUGAAGAGACUCAAAAUGAUUAGGAUUCUGUGAUUAGAUCAUUGAAGACAGUAAGAGUGGUUAAAGAACUACGAUCACAUUAUUGAAGAGACUCAAAAUGGUUAGGAUUCUGUGAUUAGAUCAGUGAAGACCAUGAAAGUGGUUAAAGAACUACUAUCACAUUAUUGAAGAGACUCAAAAUGAUUAGGAUUCUGUGAUUAGAUCAUUGAAGACAGUAAGAGUGGUUAAAGAACUACGAUCACAUUAUUGAAGAGACUCAAAAUGAUUAGGAUUCUGUGAUUAGAUCAUUGAAGACAGUAAGAGUGGUUAAAGAACUACGAUCACAUUAUUCAAGAGACUCAAAAUGGUUAGGAAACUGUGAUUAGAUCAGUGAAGACCAUGAAAGUGGUUAGGAAAUUUAGAUAAGAUUGAUCAGGAGCAUACAGGGAAAUAAUGGGAUUAAAAAGAUCUCUGUGGGUUUGUUUUGAGAAAAUAUUGGACUUGGGAAUUGUACAGGGUAAAUGUUUAAAGAAUAGACUAUGGAAUCAUUAUAGAGAUAUAGGGCAAUGGGAACAACAGAAGGAUUAUCUGUCAAGUUUAAUCAAGAGAAAAUAAGAAUGACCAAAUUCACUGGAUUUUUAUGUCAGUUUUGAAUAAGACAUGCUGUGUUUGAAGCUAAAGGUUUUGUUUAUCACAUUGUACAUGCGAAUCAGUAAUCUUUAUUCUGUUUGGAAAAUGUCCAAGGGGAAUAACUUUUUUUUAAUCAUGAAAACAGUAAACAUACAUAUACCAUAUUCAUAUUAGUACAUGUGUCAUCUUGUUUCAUCAUUAUCAUGUUUGGGAUUUGUAUAAAUGUGUAUAGAAAUGAAGAAACAUUUGAAUUUUCACUGUAUUCAUAUUGUAGAACGCAUCAUUCAUGACUGCUUUUUAGCUAGUUUCUGCAAUGGAGGAAAUAGUUGUGGAAUGUCAUGAGGACAUGUUGCCUGUCCUUGGUGGGUGGUGCAUCCAUGUUUCCCAAAGGAUGUCAUGAGGACAUGCUGCCUGCCCUUGGUGGGUGGUGCCUCCAUGUUUCCCAAAGGAUGUCAUGAGGACAUGUUGCCUGUCCUUUGUUGGUGGUGCCUCUAUGUUUCACAUGGGAUGUCAUGAUGACAUGCUGCCUGUCCUUUGUGGGAAGUGCCUCCAUGUUUCCUAAUGGAUGUCAUGAGGACAUGUUGCCUGUCCUUUGUGGGUGGUGCCUCCAUGUUUCCCAAA
Messenger RNA from Haliotis rubra (blacklip abalone), 7772 nucleotides. RefSeq names its product U5 small nuclear ribonucleoprotein 200 kDa helicase-like. Gene Ontology annotation, molecular function: nucleic acid binding; ATP binding. The record is from RefSeq and is a predicted model, not a curated record. NCBI's taxonomy places the organism in Eukaryota, Metazoa, Mollusca, Gastropoda, Lepetellida, Haliotidae. Gene Ontology annotation, cellular component: nucleus.